This is a messenger RNA of Symbiodinium natans, 887 nucleotides long. NCBI's taxonomy places the organism in Eukaryota, Dinophyceae, Suessiales, Symbiodiniaceae. The record is from the annotation of a GenBank genome assembly.
GCUGGACGCAGAUGAUUCUGUGGGGUGCUUACUGCGAAACUUCCCAGGACCAGUCUCCGGGCACACCGGGCGCCGCCGGUGAUUUCGGGUGGAAAGUGCUCACUUCCGACGAUGCGGAGAAGAAGAAGCUCUCAGCGGAGCUGGCGAACGGCAGACUUGCGAUGAUGGCCAUCAUCGGGAUGUUCUUUCAGGACGGCCUGACCGGAAGCGCCUGGGGUGACUGGGCCAACUACACUGCUUCGCCUUUGCGCGCUGAGCCUGUCUCUGCCGCCGCGGCAGCGGCUGCAGCCAAAGCUGCCGCGGCCAAGGCAGGCGCGAGCGCAGGAGCGAAGACAGCAGCGGCCACCACGGGCAUCGGUGCCGGCACUGGCAAGUCCCUGAGCGGUGAGGGCGAGGAGGUGCCCCCUGAGCCGACUUUCGACCCGGCGAAUGAGGUGGGCGUCACCGAGCCCUUCGGCUACUUCGACCCGGCCGGCUUCUGCAAGAAGGGUGACAAGGCCGGCUUCCGCAACCUGCGCGCGGCCGAGAUCAAGCAUGGCAGGGUUGCGAUGAUGGCCGCAGUGGGUGCCGUCGUGCAGCACUACGUGAAGUUCCCUGGCUUCGACAGCGUGCCUGCCGGACUCGGCGCUGUGGAGGUCCCGCCGGGCACCUACGGCUUCGCCGCGCUCUUCGCGGUCUCGGGCUUGCUGGAGCUGGGCGCCUGGACUGAGGACCCCUCGAAGGAGCCGGGCAACUUCGGUGACCCCGCCGGCCUGGGCCAGUACACGCUGGAGAUGCGCAACCGGGAGAUCAACAACGGCCGAAUGGCCAUGUUCGCAGCCAUCGGUAUCAUCGCCGCCAACGUCUACACGGGCAAGGAUGCCAUCGAGCAGUUCGGCCUUGCGUAG